AUGGUGUCUUUCUCAUGCGAAGCGUGCGGCGAUGUCCUCACCAAGAAGAAGCUCGACCCUCAUCGCAGCCAAUGCCGAGGCGCAUCCUACACCUGCAUCGAUUGCAUGGUGCACUUCCAAGGGCUUAGCUAUAGAGCGCAUACGUCAUGUAUGUCCGAGGCCCAAAAAUAUCAAGGCGCAUUGUAUAAGGAGAAGCCGGUGAAGAACCAACGCAGAGGCCAGAACCAGAACCAGAGCCAGAACCAGAAACCCAACGCCAACAAUCAUCACCGCGCUCCAUACGUUGAAGAUGCCACAGAUGUCGAUGUUCCCAAAGCUAAUGCGCCCCCACCGGCCCCUACACCGCCACGCACCGAGAAAGCCGCGGCAGCCAAGGCCGAGACAUCCAAAUCCGUCAACGUCUUCGACUACCUGGUGACCGCGGAUACUCCCAACGCAUCAAAAGUCUCGCUUGGCGGGCCCAAGGAGCAGAUGCAGAUGGUUGAUCAUGCGCCGUCCGUCUUCGAGACGAGCAAGGCGCUGGCACGUGUCGAGAGCGACAACGACGAGGAGAAGAAGAGCUAUGAUGUGGCAUAUGAGGAAAAUGGCUUCUCUUAUGGAGCAGGCCCAAUUGAGCCCGGAGUUUACCCCAGCAAGGCACCCAAUGUUUCGAUGGAGUUUCUGACCCCAGCGCCGAAGAAGAAGAAGGAUCGUUUGCGCGCAAGCGAGAAGGGCAGCGCCACGACUAGCGACAAGAAGCGCAAGCGGCGCACUGACGAUGUUGACAUGGAUGUUGAUACACCCCUGGUUGAGGCACCAUCGAGCGUUGUCAAUCACCCAGGCACGCCCAUGUUGAACCACUCGGGCCUUACCGGCGGAUUGAGUCGGAUGCUGCGGUCUCCCUCGGCCGAGACCGAUGAUGAUGAUCAGCCCAAACAGGGUGCUCGUCAGCGCUAUCCAGAUCCCUCAUCCCCGAUCAAACGAAGCCGGCGGGAUGACCAGGAGGGCGAGAAGGAUGGAGGUCUGGGUAUCUCGAUGAAGAACAAGGCAGGCCGCCUUGUGUCGUCAAUGUUUGGAGGGUCUGUUGCGUCCGGAAGCAGCGUUACCAACGAUGAUAAAGCGUCGAAUGAUGCUCGCCGGUCAAAGAAGACCGCACGCGUCCGUAGCCCCAGUGGCCAAGUCGCAACGUCAGAUUCACGCAAGUCGAAGCGCAAGAGUAGCGCUCAGACGGGAGGUGACCGGCCCACGCAGCGACUCAAGCAGAUCGAGUACGACCAACCCCAGCGAGAUGAAAGUGGCCGCGAAGUGGUGGUUUACGGCCAGCCGAACAUCCCCAGUGAACUUCAAAGACAAAUGGCUUCCCACUUCCUUUCUCUGGUGACCAAAGGACCGGAGAGCUCACGAGGGUUCUCGAUGAACAAGAUACUGAAACGGUUCCAUCGCGACAUCACCGAUGAAUUCGAUGCCGACCGCGGGCGUGAUCAAGGGCGAAGCCGCGCGGAUCGUGAGCGGAGAGUCGACGACGAGAAGGAAUUAUGGCGCACAUUGCGCGUGAAGCAGAACGAGCGUGGAGAGAUUGUCCUCUUCUUCUGA
This is a messenger RNA of Aspergillus clavatus NRRL 1, 1572 nucleotides long. RefSeq names its product LYAR-type C2HC zinc finger protein. Bases 1 to 1572 code for a protein of 523 amino acids. NCBI's taxonomy places the organism in Eukaryota, Fungi, Ascomycota, Eurotiomycetes, Eurotiales, Aspergillaceae. Gene Ontology annotation, cellular component: nucleolus. Gene Ontology annotation, biological process: rRNA processing; negative regulation of transcription by RNA polymerase II. The record is from RefSeq and is a predicted model, not a curated record. Gene Ontology annotation, molecular function: DNA binding. The transcript has 3 exons.